Molecule: messenger RNA, 937 nt
Organism: Podospora pseudopauciseta
Lineage: Eukaryota; Fungi; Ascomycota; Sordariomycetes; Sordariales; Podosporaceae
Exons: 3
Coding region: 73-714 (213 amino acids)
Cellular component (GO): membrane
Source: RefSeq, a predicted model, not a curated record
UUAUCGUCAACAACGGCAUUGAAUCAAAACACCAACUCCUGAACCCGAAAGAGAGAAUCAAGACUUUUCAAAAUGGGGGCUGCAUCCAAAGUGAUCCACAUCAUCCUCCGGGUGUUUGAGGUGAUUUGUUCAGUCAUCGUCCUCGGCCUCGUCGCUCGCUUCCUGCAUCUGGUCUCCCAGGCAGGAGUCUCAGUCGAUUCUCGCAUCGUAUAUGCCAUCAUCACGGCUUCCAUCAGCACUUUAUUUGCGCUUGUCUUUAUCGCACCGUUCAUCUACGCCUACUUGGCCUUCCCGAUGGAUGCGAUCCUGUUUGUCAUGUGGAUUGUUGUCUUCGGCUUGUUGACUUCGCGCACCGGCUCGGCCAUGUGUAACGCUUCCUGGUAUUGGAACUACUGGGGAUACUACUGGGGCGGGUGGUGGCGUGUGCCGGACCUCACAGUCUGGGAUAGGGGCUACGGCGGCUGCGCGUCCUGGAGGGCCGUUCUGGCCUUUUCCUUUUUGGCUGCCAUGGCCUACCUCGUCAGCACCAUUUUGGGAGCGGUUGUUGUGCAUCGCUACCGCCGCAAGAACUCGCCCGUGACAACAAGAGACAUCUCGGCUCCCAUUCCACAGUCUCCUGCCCCAGGAAGACCCGAGACAGCCCAGGUCCAUGAUCCAAGGGCUCCUCCAUCUGCCCUUGCUCAGCAAACAAUGGGCACUGCUGUUGAUGUUUAGGGAUUCAAGGGUAAUAGUUUGGUUUGGUGGAAACUUCUGGGCAACCCCAUCCAGUAUCAUUCUGGUUGAUACUUGGGACGCUUUCGAUUAAGGUGGCUAAUGAAGAGGGAGAUUGACAACUCAGCUACAAAAACAACUGGUGGAUGGUUGAAGAAAAAAAAAACUAUCCAAAGUUGCAAGACCUUGAUAGGAGCUAAAAGAAUGGAGCUGCCCAAUAACAGGA